CUCAUCUGAAAAUAAGUACUGGAUCCGUCCUUUGAUCAUAAUGGAGAGUUAUAGAUAUUAUAGUUUUGAAUGCAAACUAAAAAGCACAUAUUUACUUCAGACCGUCUAAUUUUUAAUUAUUUGAUUCAUUACUAAUCUUUUAUAUUCACAGGAACGCACCACAUGUGGACACAGUAUUACAGUCAUACAGUUACCUUAGUAUUGGUUUUUUACUUAUCCGUCACUCUCAUGUGUUGUACAAAUCUCCAAAAUUUUGGAUUAUCCCUUCUGAACUAAGCUGUAGGGAAAAUUUAUAAUUGUUUUCAAAUUCUGCCAUCUAAUUAUAUUAUAUUGAGUAUAUUAAAUUCAAUUGUGAGCUUUUUUAAGAAAUAAUUAAUCAUUUAAUUGUUAUUUUUUUAGUAAUGGUAAUGUGUUUUGCAAACCAAGUUUGCUGACACACCAUGACUCUGUAAAUAUGGAUUCAAAUAGUUGGGUGAGUGGUUAUCAAGUAGAAAUCGGGACAUUACAUGUUUGAAUUUCAACAGCGACAAUUUGAUUAUAAUCAGUCAUUUCCUGCAUGCAACUACCAUGUGGUAAAAUGAGGCCACUCUGUCACUUCUCUCAUGUUCCAUUUCAGGUAUAUUGAAUACAGGUAUACUGGAAUGUAUUGGAAAUUGUUCCAAUAAAUCAUUGUUUUCAAAUUGGUCUGACUCUUUCUCGAUUUGUUUUAUAACAGUCUAAAUAGAAUAAACCACUAUUGACAUGAAAGCUUGGUUUAUGUUACUUAGUUUUUUAAAUUAAAUUUUAAAAAAUAUUUUGUUUGAAAGAUAUUUAUGUUUGUGGAGUUUUUAAUUUUGCUUGAGUUUAUGAAAUGUGUUAAAUGGAAGUAAAGGCAUCAAAAGCAACAAUAUGGCUGCAAGAUUGUAGGAGAGAAAGUAAGAAGAUUUGGUCAGAUCUGAAACACAAGAAUUGCGUGAGGUUGGCAAUACUGUCAAUUGUGGUGCUGUUGGCUGCCUUGUUUGUGUACCUGGUAGCUGUGCCAACUAUCUCCAGACUUGUCAUCACUCGGUUGGUGCAGCUUAAAAAUGACUCUGAUAUGUUAUCUCGGUGGCUGCACCAACCGGAGCCUUUCCUCACCAAAAUUUACCUUUGGAACGUGACCAAUGCUGUGGGUGUGAUCACAGGACUUGAAUCUCCAGCUUUCAGCCAAGUUGGUCCUUACGUUUACGAGCAGUUCACGGAGAAAAUUCCAAUAGAGUUCAAGAAGGACUCAAUUGUCUACAUGUCCCGCACAAACUAUCGAUUCCGCAAAGACCUGACAGAACCUGCCUCUCUGGAUGACAUAGUAGUCACUCUCAAUGUUGGCCUAUAUGGAGCAGCCAUACUAGUAGAGAGCUUCGCACCGUCGAUGGUGUCUCUGAUUAAUGAUGCUGUACCAACCUUAUUUCCUGGAAUAGAUUCUAUCCUGAAUCCAGUGCGGGUUGGAGCAUACCUGUUUGAUGGGAUCGUGCUGCACUGUGGCGAUGCUGAAGGUACUGCUGCCAUGGUCUGUAAUGCUCUCCCUGAAUAUGCUCCACCCACCAUCCGCAAGCUAGAAAACUCUUCUGACUUUGCCUUCUCCUUUUUGGCUCAUAAAAUCAACAAUCUUAGAGGUCCCUAUGAGGAGAACAGAGGCAUGAGGGAUAUAAUGCAGGUGGGAAACUUAAUGAAGUUAAACAACAAAACACAGCUGGAGAUGUGGCAGCCUGGUUCUCAGUGUGACCAACUGCAUGGAAGUGAUACCCAAACUUUUCCUCCAUUCCUCCACUCGACUGACUCUAUAGCCAUCUUUAUCUCUGAUAUCUGCCAAGUGUUAUCUCUGUAUUUUGAAAACGAGGAUUAUCUUCAAGGUCUGCUAGUAUACAAGUUCAUUCUAUCAGAACAGUGGUUGAACAGUGUGGCCAACAACACAGAGAAUUCCUGCUACUGCCUUGAAGGCAAGGAUCAGUUCUGCCAACACAACGGAGUGCGGGACAUCAGUCAGUGUAUGAAAGCACCCGUAGUGAUGUCUCUCCCUCACUUCUACCUGGGAGAUCCAGAGUUCCGCAACUACGCUCGAGGGAUGAGACCACAUCGAGACUUGCACACCAGUGCCCUCUAUAUUGAGCCUCAAACUGGAACACCAGUGAAAGCUGCCAAGAGAAUCCAAUUCAAUAUGAACUUGCGGAGGAUUGAAGGCUUUCACCUGGUUCAGAAUAUUUCCGAGGGUCUAUUCCCUCUGGUUUGGAUGGAAGAGACUAUUCUGUUGAGCAAUGAGGUGCUUGGAUCUGUUAAACUGCCACUUACUAUCCAGUGGGCAGUGAACACAGCCUGCCUAGUGCUGAUGGCAGUGGCACUGAUGGUUGGUUGCUCUGCGCUGAUAGUGUUUCUCUACCUCAGCAGAGUUGGCUGCUUCCGUCAUGUGGUAUCCAACCAGGUGAUGCCUCUUUCCCAACAACCCUCAGUCGGCAGUAGUUGA
Homalodisca vitripennis (glassy-winged sharpshooter) is the source of this 2476-nucleotide messenger RNA. Its product is annotated as sensory neuron membrane protein 2-like. The coding region runs from base 860 to 2476 and encodes 538 amino acids. The transcript has 10 exons. The record is from RefSeq and is a predicted model, not a curated record. Gene Ontology annotation, cellular component: cytoplasm; membrane. NCBI's taxonomy places the organism in Eukaryota, Metazoa, Arthropoda, Insecta, Hemiptera, Cicadellidae. Gene Ontology annotation, molecular function: scavenger receptor activity.